Plodia interpunctella (Indianmeal moth) is the source of this 1035-nucleotide messenger RNA. RefSeq lists its product as uncharacterized. The transcript has 5 exons. Lineage: Eukaryota; Metazoa; Arthropoda; Insecta; Lepidoptera; Pyralidae. The record is from RefSeq and is a predicted model, not a curated record. Bases 130 to 984 code for a protein of 284 amino acids.
UUCAUUGCAACAAUAACUGCUCGCCAAUUGGCCAAUUUUCCAAUUGCAGGUGGUAUCACCAUAUUGUGGCCAGAUUGCGAGUGCCAGCUCCUCUGGCAGACGUGCCCAAAUUAAAAACGGAUAAUCGAUAUGUGGUGGAUACUUUUAAUAGCUGUUGCAGCGUUCGCUGUAAGCAACGAGGAAGAAAUCCUGAUGAAGAAUCUGACCACAGUGACCUGGGCACAUGCCGUCAACAACAAGACAUACCUUCAGGCAGCUUUAGCCAGCGAAGUUUCAAUGUUGGAAGCUGACAUUGUCCUAGGCCACAUUUCCGGGUCCGAGGGACCUCCAAUACCGAUAAUGGCGCACCCCCCAGCCACCACCUCCGACCUGAGUCUCUCGGAGUUCCUGUCGACCGUGCAGCAGUUCAACAAGGGCAAAUCCAAGCCCAAGGGAGUAAAACUGGAUUUUAAGUCGAUAGAGGCGUUUGAGAAGUCCCAGGAGCUGAUCGGCCAGUAUACGAAGCCUGAGAUCAACUUCCCGGUCUGGCUGAACGCUGACAUCCUCCCAGGGCCAGUGGACGCCACCACGAAGCCAGUGGACCCUGCCAAGUUCCUCAAAUUGGGCGCAACGCACCCCAGGACAGUGAUGUCCAUAGGCUGGACCACCAAGUUCGGCGGGAACAUCACAGAAGGAGAGUACAGCAGGGAGCAUAUCGGGACCAUGCUCAGGAUGAUACAUGAGAACCACGUAACCCAGACUGUCACCUUUCCGGUCCGCGCAGGCCUAGCUUCGAACAGCCAGCCAGUUCUCCUCGACCUUCUCCGUGAGACUUCCUAUCUCAACUCCACAAUGACCGUGUGGUCCAGCGAAGGGGACGCCGUGGAGACGGACCGCCUCAGAGCCCUCAUACUGACCGUGGGUUUGGAGAAGACAUACCUGGAUGUUCCAGCCGAGCUGGCUACCAGGCUGCAGCUCUCCCCGGCUGCUCAGGUUAAGACUUAAUGUUAUUUAGGGUGGUUAUUUAUAAAAUAAAUACAGUGAUCAUUUUUGAAA